AACAAUGCAAAACCACCUAAGUUUCACGCAAGCUUAAUACAAAAAUUGUAUAUCUGUUGUAGAAGUAAUAAACCAAAUCGAAAAUGCAAAACCUUUCCUUCUUUUUUCUCUGCUUUGGUCUCCUUUUACUCUCUUCAGCUUCAUUAGUCUGCUCCCAGUCCCCACCACAGUCACCUUCCCUAGCUUGCAAAUCCACCCUCUAUCCCAAGCUCUGCCGUUCGAUCUUAUCAAACUUUGGCUCGUUACCCUCGAAUCCGUACGACUAUGGCAAGUUUUCAGUCAAACAGUGCCUAAAACAAGCACAAAGAUUAUCCAAAGUGAUAAACCACCACUUGACCCACAGUAAGCAACUCUCAAAACUGAGCCACGAGGAGAUUGGGGCUUUAGAAGAUUGCCGCGAGCUGACCCAUCUGAAUGUGGACUACUUGGAGACGUUAUCGACAGAGUUUAAAUCGGCGGAGGUGUUGAAGGAUGAGAUGGUAGAAAGAGUGAAUAGUUUUCUGAGUGGAAUAUUGACGAACCAGCACACUUGUUUUGAUGAAUUGGUGGAGUCCAAGAGUAGCAUUGUGAGUUCAUUGUACAGUCCUCUUUCCAAUGUUACGAAGUUGUACAGCGUUUCUCUUGGGCUUGUCACGAAUGCACUGAAGAAAAAAAAGAAGAAUAAAAAGGGUGGUCAUGAACAAAGGGUUUUCUCAAACAGAGGACUCCAUGAACCUCUCGAAGCUCUGAUCAAGGCUUUACGCAAAACUAAAAGCUCCAGUGGAGGACGCAAUCUUGCUGAUUUGGAGGCCAAUGGGAUUCUCAUAAACGACACAGUAAUCGUCAGCCCUUAUGGCGAGGGCAGCUUCACAUCCAUUGGAGAUGCCGUAGCUAUUGCUCCAAAUAAUUCGAAGCCUGAAGAUGGCUAUUUUGUAAUCUAUGCAAGAGAAGGAUACUACCAAGAAUAUGUCAUUGUGCCCAAACAUAAGAACAACAUAUUGCUCGUUGGAGAUGGAAUUAAUCGAACUAUCAUCACAGGAAACCAUAGUGUGGUGGAUGGCUGGACAACUUUUAAUUCCUCAACCUUCGCUGUUUCUGGGGAGCGAUUUAUUGCCGUAGACAUCACAUUCAGGAAUACAGCUGGUCCGGAAAAGCACCAAGCAGUAGCAGUGAGGAAUAAUGCAGAUUUGUCCACAUUUUAUCGUUGCAGUUUCGAAGGCUAUCAAGAUACUCUUUAUGUCCACUCCAUGAGACAAUUCUACAGGGAAUGCGACAUAUAUGGAACUGUGGAUUUAAUUUUUGGCAAUUCUGCUGCUGUCUUCCAGAGUUGCAAUUUGUACGCUCGCAAACCAUUGCCUAACCAGAAGAAUGCCUUCACAGCCCAAGGCCGCACUGAUCCUAAUCAAAAUACAGGUAUCUCCAUACACAAUUGCACCAUUGAAGCUGCACCAGAUUUGGCAAUGGACUUGAACUCAACCUUAAAUUAUCUGGGUCGACCUUGGAAGGAGUACUCGAGAACUGUCUAUAUGCAAUCGUACAUCGGCAAUCUAAUUGCUCCCGAUGGAUGGCUUGAAUGGAAUGGGACUACUGGAUUAGACACACUAUUUUAUGGGGAGUUCAAGAAUUAUGGGCCUGGAGCUAAUACAACUAUGCGAGUGAAGUGGCCAGGUUAUAAUCUGAUGAAUGUUUCACAAGCUGUGAAUUUUACAGUUCAUAAUUUCACAAUGGGAGAUACUUGGUUGCCUGACACUGACAUUCCUUUUUAUGGAGGACUGCUUUAUAAUUAAUUCCUGUAUAAUCUUAUUCAAACUUCGUAAAGAUUAAUAUUUAAUUUUGCAUUUCUGCA
Messenger RNA from Hevea brasiliensis (rubber tree), 1825 nucleotides. Its product is annotated as probable pectinesterase/pectinesterase inhibitor 25. The coding region runs from base 84 to 1766 and encodes 560 amino acids. The record is from RefSeq and is a predicted model, not a curated record. Gene Ontology annotation, biological process: cell wall modification. The transcript has 3 exons. NCBI's taxonomy places the organism in Eukaryota, Viridiplantae, Streptophyta, Magnoliopsida, Malpighiales, Euphorbiaceae. Gene Ontology annotation, molecular function: pectinesterase inhibitor activity; pectinesterase activity.